Salvia splendens (bonfire salvia) is the source of this 2504-nucleotide messenger RNA. Its product is annotated as ankyrin-1. The transcript is spliced from 15 exons. The record is from RefSeq and is a predicted model, not a curated record. The coding region runs from base 202 to 2346 and encodes 714 amino acids. Lineage: Eukaryota; Viridiplantae; Streptophyta; Magnoliopsida; Lamiales; Lamiaceae. Gene Ontology annotation, molecular function: protein binding.
CAAAGAAGAAUCCUUCAAUUCUUCUUCCCAUUAAUACAGAGCUAGAACCACCACCUCUACGGCGGCCCGAGGCGGUUCUUCACCCCCCUCCCGCCACGGUCGCCGCCACCACCACCACCACCACGCUACCCUAGCUGAUCGAUCGGUUUUGGUGUUUCCUUUCAUAUUCCCUAACUCUCAUACCUACAUUUGCGUUUUCGAAUGGGAGAUCCGCAAAAUCCAUACGAUUGCUACGUAACAGCCGAACCACCUCUGUCGUCCGCGUCGUCGUCGUCUCCGUCGUACGUCUCCGAGGGCGAGGACGCGCCGCCGCUGUGGCGCACGCUGACGAAGCAGCUGUCGAUGCGCGAGGCGCCGCGCAACAUCGCGUGGGAGCGCCGCCGCCGGCAGGUCCAGCAGCAGGAGCGGUGGAGGAGCGAGGAGGAUCUGACGGACGAGGAUCUGAACGAGCUCAAGGGAUGCAUCGAGCUAGGGUUCGGAUUCAAUGCCGAGGAAGGGCAGCGGUUGUGCACCACCAUCCCCGCGCUCGAUCUCUACUUCGCCGUCAACCGCCAGUUCCUCACCAGCCCGCUGCCUAGCCCCGGCGCCGCACCGCCGGCGACAUUGAGUCCUCGAUCGUGCUCUCUCGAGAAGGAUUCUGAUUCAUGGAAAAUUUUGAACAAAGGCGAUGAUCCUCAACAAGUGAAGACGAAGCUGCGGCAUUGGGCGCAGGCGGUAGCAUGUUCAGUGAUGCAGUCCCCCAUUAGAGGCUGUGAUUGGGUGACAUUUGCCACUAAUUAUAAGGAAAGGGUUCAAAUUUCAAUUAGCGAGAAUUUUCUGGAAUCCAAAACCCUGCUGCAAAGCAAAGCCCCUUGCAUUCGUUUCCUCCUCAUUCAAACACUUAUAUUUGCUCAUACUCUCAAAUCUUCUUCAUCUUUCUUCUCCAAUUCUCUUUCCAAAACCAGAGAUCAACUCAUGGCGCCCGAUGCUUCUCAUGCUCUAGCAGUGAGGGAAAAAGUUCAACACUUCCUCAAUGCCGCGCAGACUGGAAAUUUAGCCCUCCUCAAAAAAUUGGCGAAGCAGCUCGAUGGUGGGAAGGGGCUAGCUCAAACGGUAGCAGAUGUUAAGGAUGCCAAUCAGAGAGGGGCACUGCAUUUUGCUGCAAGGGAAGGCCAGGCUGAGGUUUGCAAAUAUCUGCUGGAAGAGUUGAAGAUGGAUGUCAAUACGCAGGAUGAGGAUGGUGAUACUCCUCUAACGCAUGCUGCGCGGCAAGGGCAUACUGCCCUCGCCAAGUACCUCGUAGAUCAUGGUGCUGAUCCUUCCAUACCAAGUGCUUUAGGGACGACUGCUCUGCAUCAUUCUGCUGGAACAGGAGAUAUUGAGCUUCUAAAGUUUUUACUCUCCAAGGAUGUAAGUGUUGAUUCUCAAAGUGAUGCUGGUACUCCGCUAAUAUGGGCUGCCGGUCAUGGCCAGCAAGACUCUGUCAAAUUACUACUAGAACAUAAGGCCAAUCCAGAUGCUAAGACUGAAGAUGAUAUUACUCCUUUAUUAUCAGCUGUUGCAGCUGGUUCGUUGGCAUGUUUGGAGUUAUUAAUUAAGGCAGGUGCAACUGUGAACUUCACUGCAGGUGGUGCGACACCUUUGCACAUUGCUGCUGAUAUUGGCAGCCCAGAGAUCAUAAACUGCUUAUUACUAGCUGGAGCUGAUCCUAAUGCCAUUGAUGAGGAUGGUUUGAAACCAGUUCAGGUAGCAGCUUCAAGAGGAAAUAAGGUAGCUGUUGAAAUUCUUCUCCCAGUAACAGCCCCAAUUGAAUCAAUUCCAGAAUGGAGUAUUGAUGGAAUUCUUAAACACAUGCAACAAGAAACAGGGAAAGAGGAGGGUCAGAAUAAAAAAGCUGCACGAUCUAAUGGACUUAAGGAUACUGCAACUCCCAAGAUAAGUUUGCCUGAGGUGUCAUCUGAAGCAAAGAAAAAUGCUGCUGAAGCUAAGGCAAGGGCUGAUGAUGCUUUCAGGAGGAAAGAUUAUAUGGAAGCAGUUGAUGCUUACACACAGGCAAUUGAUUUCGAACCAACAGAUGCUACUUUGCUUUCCAAUAGAAGUCUCUGCUGGCUUCGUCUUGGACAAGCCGAGCAUGCUUUGGCCGAUGCAAGAGCAUGUAAAGCUCUUAGGCCUGAUUGGCCAAAGGCUUGCUACCGUGAGGGUGCCGCUCUUCGUCUACUGCAGAAAUUUGAGGACGCAGCCAAUGCUUUCUAUGAUGGUGUCACACUCAACCCUGAGAAUAUGGAGCUUGUAACUGCUUUCAGGGAAGCUGUGGAUGCUGGAAGAAAAUUUCAUGCAACACAGCAGCAGCAGCAGCAAGAAUCUUGAUGAAGAAUAUUUAUUGGUCUAUUCUGUAACUACUACUUGUUAGCAUUUUCACACUCAAUUUUGUUCUUGUGGUGAAUACUGGAUUGAUAUUUUGUUCUUAUCGAAUUCUGAUCCUGAAUAUUUAUAUGAAGUGCCAUCCUUGAUUCAUUGUGUCAAAA